Molecule: messenger RNA, 1260 nt
Organism: Aspergillus alliaceus
Lineage: Eukaryota; Fungi; Ascomycota; Eurotiomycetes; Eurotiales; Aspergillaceae
Exons: 8
Coding region: 1-1260 (419 amino acids)
Source: RefSeq, a predicted model, not a curated record
AUGAAGGUCUACCAGUUCUUGCUCUCGUUCUUGCUACUAGGGGGCGGUUUGGCGACAGACCUGGAGCCGAAUGAGUACCCUUCGUCCGCCAUUUCGUGCAUGAAGCAGCUCUUUCCCACAUCGGAGUGGAAUUCAACGACGUACCUCUGCGCCGAGGACUCGCGUCAAACAGCCCUAGUCGACUGCGUAUUAGCCAACGGAACAACGAAAGAGGAAUUCACUACAAAACGAUUGACUGAUGAAUUAUGUGGUAUUCCCCCACGCAAGGGUCCUCCUCUCCUCGAGGCUGCGACAUUAGUGCCCCUUAUUCUGGGUACCUUCUUCUUCACGGUCCGAAUCGCUACCAAAAGCUUCAAUCUUGGUGGUGGUUGGGGAGCAGAUGAUGUGACCAUCAUCAUUGCAUUUGUGAUGGGAAUCGCCCUGUUUGUUCUCAACAUUUAUAUGAUCAAAUGUGGCUUCGGCAAGGAUAUCUGGGAUAUCCCCUUUGACGACAUCACCCAAUUCUAUAAGUACUUUCAAGGCUUCGCAGUGAUGUAUAAGGUGCAGAUCUCCCUCGCAAAGAUAUCCGUUUGUCUGUUUCUGCUCCGAAUCUUCCAGUCUCGCCUUUUCCGCACGAUCGCGUACACUCUUAUUGGAAUCAACGCAUCAAUCGGUAUAACAUGGGCAUUAGUAGAUGGUCUGAGAUGCAAUCCCGUCCAUUUGGCGUGGGAUGGAUGGAAGAAUGAGGACCCCGGGACUUGUAUUGAUUUCAUUGACGCUAUCUUGGGUAAUUGCUUGGUGAAUAUCUUUGUCGACGCGAUCAUGGUCGUCAUGCCAGUCUACGAAGUGAGCAAGCUGCAGCUGCCCAUGCAGAAGAAGCUCACUGUCGCUCUUAUGUUUGUGAUGGGAUCUGUCUUGACUGUUAUCGCCAUUAUCCGACUUGUCGUGUUUUGGAACAAUCGCUGGGGCCAGAACCAGACCGCCGGAAUCUAUCCCCUGAUCCAUUGGUCCGUCAUCGAAACCCAGGUUGCAAUUGUUUGCGCCUGCCUCCCGUCGUCUCGAGCCCUGCUUAACCAUUUCUUCCCCGGUAUUUUCAAAGGUUCGACUCGGAGAACGUACGCCACCGGACCGAGUAACUGGUACGCCCGGGGCCAGUCGAAUGGACAGAGCAAGAUUUCCAAGUCCGUCAGUUACACCGUUCAGUACACCUCGUCGCAACGAGAUGACUCGAACAGUUUGGUUCAGUUGGUAGACAUGGACGGUAAACAAGCUCAUUAUUGA